GUAAAAUGAGUGAAUGAAGCUGAAAUUGUUUCAAUCUAAUGUUGUGUACAAUAGAAACAAUUACAAGAAUUAGCGUCAGGCAGCGUAAAAAAGACGCAAACUAAGAAGAAGCAGCUUGUUGAACCUAUGGAUAUUGAUAUUGAUUCCUACGCUGCUCUAGCUGUCGGAGACGAAGAUAUACACGUAGAACUAGACGAAAAGGACUUUUCGGACCCACACUUACUUAAUGAGCUGUCGGCACUAACCGGUAAUCAAGACAGUGUGAGCUCGCAUGUAGAUUUUUUAGCAGAUACUCCUUCAAACAAACAAGAGCAAGAAGCUCAGGCCGCAGAACAGACUCCAGAAAUAGAACAACAGGAGGAUAAUGAUGGAGAUCCUCAAAUAUGGAAAGAAAAAGCGACCACGUAUCAAAAAAUGGCUCUAGAAGCCAAAAAGAAUGGCGACAAGAAAAGGGCAGUUCAGCUGUUAAGAGAAUCAAAAGCAUGUAAUCAAAAAUACACCGAACUACUCGAAAUUUAUCAGGAAACCACCAGCAGUGAUCCUCCUAUGGAUGCAUCAUCCACAGCAAAUCAAAAUAAUGCCUUGAGCAUUACUGACAAAGAACGAUCCUUGUCGCAAAAUCCUUCCUUACAAGAACCACCUCAACAGCAACAACAACAAGUAGAUCCUUCGGCCCUACAGGAUUUACUGACAAAGGUUAUUUCACUACAAAAAGAAUACAAGAAUGCAGCGCUUCACUACAAAAAGAUCAAUAACCUUAUUGUUGCAAAAGAAAUGGUUAGAAUCUCAAAAGAUUUACUGCACACAGGCGUUAAUUUAAAGAAUGGGCAAAUAACAGAUAUCAAAUCAAUUCAACUACCUGGACCACCAGAUAUGAGCCUGGGUGAUUCCAAGAUGCGACAACUUAAUGAAGUCAAUGUAGGUAAAAGCCCUGCAUCAUUUGAACAAAUUGAAGCAGAACUCUCGUACCAGAUCAACGUUUGCCAUAACCUUUCUGUACAAAACAGUGAUAGACAGAGCAAAGCCUCCAAUAGUAAGACUGCUAUAGUCGCUCAACCAGAUGCCUACUACCAAGCGGAGAAGGCAUUAUCCGCAGAUCUUGUUUCCCUAAGAGCCUAUAAGAACGGUAAUUCUUCAUUGCCACCGUUGCAUUACGAACAAACCAGUUAUGUUUAUAAAAAUAUCAAUGAUCAUAUACCCUCAAAUAUGAUGGAAUUGAAGGUUAUACGAGCAGUCAGUCUACCUACUUUAGACAUUGCCACCAACCUCGAGCCAUUUGUCACCUGGGACUUAGGAGGUUGGCCACCAGAAAAUACCGCACAAGCAUCUAUGAAUAAGGGCGAAACUUCAAUCCAGAAGGGCCCCGAUCCUCAAUUUGAUUUUUCGUUAAUGAUACCCAUCACUCGAACAAACCGUGCGUUCUUGCGCUACUUGCAGAGAAAGAAGUUGACAGUAGAGGUAUUUCAUAACAAAUAUUCUUAUGGGCUUUUCAGACGUCCUACUUCUCUUGGCAAGGUUGUUAUACCAAUGGAACGAUUAGUGACGAAGUCAUCUAUAUCAGGGACAUUUGAUUUGUUGGACUCUAGUCGAAAAAAGACAGGAGGGAAGAUUGAAAUUCAAGUCAACUUGAGAGAGCCUUUAACAGGGGAGGAUACUGUGAAGCGAUCAGAGCGCUGGCUUAUACUUGAUGCUUUUGGUAGUACUGCUUCUGCUGCCUUAUCUGCUGCAGGAUUAACGGUGGGGGGCCCACAGACAUCUACAACAAUGGCUAGCCCAAUAAUGGACAAACAGUCUCCUGCUGAAUCAAGAAUAGAGACGCCAAAGGAAGAGGCCAAACAAGUGGCGCCCGAGCCUAAAGCGAAACAGGCGACACCUGAGCAAAAUUUGAAAGAAGAGCGGGGUAAUGUUACAGUAGCCAAUGAUGAAUUCGAGCAAGCCGAAGAAGAAUUCAACAGUGUCGACAGUAUUGUGUCCAACAUGGUGCUUGAGCAUGAAAUGUCUUUGGUAAACGCAGCACUAGCAUCGCCUCAAUCAAAAAAUAAAGAUGAUUUGAUGGACCGCAAACAAGCAUUAGAGAUCAAGAUGAAUAUGCUCGUUAUUCAAGUACAAACAGGCAUUCUGGAUAUGGAAACGUACUUGAAUGACGUUGAAAAGAGAAUAGAACAAGACCGUCGACUUGCACUCGUAUUUAAAAAACACAAUAGGCUUGACUUGGCCAAAUCUGCACUCACACGUAAAAAGAUCAUGCAGGACGAACUUAACGAAGCAAGAGCAGCGCUGGCUGAAAACGAUGCCUAAGGCAAUCGAACGGAUAUAUUUUAUUCAUCAUUCCCCUAUUUCAUUAUUGUCACUAAAUUGUGAUAUCAAUAAACAAGAAUAGACAUUGUUUAUAAUUUGAACGCGUGUACAAUGAAAACAAACACGCAAACAGUGCAUUAAAUUACACCAAAAAUAAGAUUUAAUUAUACAUAUAUUAAGACGAUCUGUCAAACAAUCGGGGAACACCAAAAACAAGUAAGAGCAUAACUAUUAUUGUCUUAAUGUCUGGAUCAUCAAGUAUUGACGUUAGCUGAUAAAUAUUGCUAUAUAAAGAUCUAGAACGCAUUUAUAAGCUGUUCUCUUACCAAUGACAAGCUUCACUACUAA
This is a messenger RNA of Rhizopus microsporus ATCC 52813, 2646 nucleotides long. RefSeq lists its product as uncharacterized. Lineage: Eukaryota; Fungi; Mucoromycota; Mucoromycetes; Mucorales; Rhizopodaceae. Gene Ontology annotation, molecular function: DNA-binding transcription repressor activity, RNA polymerase II-specific; RNA polymerase II cis-regulatory region sequence-specific DNA binding. The coding region runs from base 127 to 2298 and encodes 723 amino acids. The transcript is spliced from 4 exons. The record is from RefSeq and is a predicted model, not a curated record. Gene Ontology annotation, cellular component: nucleus. Gene Ontology annotation, biological process: regulation of transcription by RNA polymerase II.